AUGCGCAAUGUUUGCUCCCGGUGUCCUUCUUGGCGCCGCGGAGCAGUGAGACCAUGAGAAAUUUCCCGACGGCGCGGAAGAUGCACGCCAUUUCCGGUCGGGCUCCUAACAACAGGGGAGGCUGGUAACCAAGGUGGGGGGGAUGGCGGAGAGGGCGCCGGAGGCUGAGGCGAACGCAGGCGGGGAGGCCGCGGGCGAGGAUUGCGCAGCGAACCGAAAGGCGCGGGGCCGGCCGCGGCUCACGGAGUCGGACCGGGCUCGACGUCGGCUCGAGUCCCGGAAAAAGUACGACGUGCGGCGCGUGUACCUGGGCGAGGCACACGGGCCCUGGGUGGACCUGCGGCGCCGCAGCGGCUGGAGCGACGCCAAGCUCGCCGCCUACCUCAUCUCGCUGGAGCGCGGCCAGCGUAGCGGUCGCCACGGGAAGCCUUGGGAGCAAGUCCCCAAAAAGCCAAAGCGGAAGAAAAGACGGCGACGCAACGUGAACUGCCUGAAGAACAUGGUGAUCUGGUAUGAGGACCACAAGCACCGCUGUCCCUAUGAGCCACACCUUGCCGAGCUGGACCCCACCUUCGGCCUGUACACUACAGCCGUGUGGCAGUGUGAAGCAGGCCACCGAUACUUCCAGGACCUGCACUCACCUCUAAAGCCACUCAGUGACUCGGAUCCUGACAGUGACAAAGUGGGCAAUGGCCUGGUGGCUGGCAGCUCUGACUCGACCAGCUCGGGCUCUGGCUCAGACUCUGAUGACCCCCCUGAAAGCCAGCUGGUCAAGGUCACAGCAGCAGUGACAGCAGCGGCGGCAAUUACCCCCACCAGCCCAGUGGGCAGCAGCGGGCUUAUCACUCAGGAAGGGGUGCAUAUCCCCUUUGACAUCCACCACGUGGAGAGUCUGGCCGAGCAGGGUACCCCCCUGUGCCCCAACCCAGCAGGCAGUGGGCCUGAAGCCCUGGAGACAGUAGUGUGUGUGCCGGUGCCCGUGCAAGUGGGUGCAGGCUCCAGCACCCUCUUUGAAAAUGUGCCCCAGGAAGCACUGGGCGAGGUGGUGGCCAGCUGCCCCAUGCCAGGCAUGGUACCCGGCUCGCAGGUGAUCAUCAUCGCGGGCCCCGGCUAUGAUGCCCUCACGGCUGAGGGCAUCCAUCUCAACAUGGCAGCAGGCACUGGUACCCCCAGUAGUGGCCUGGGCGAGCAGGUGCCCUGUGCCAUGAUGGAGGGUGUGGCGGCCUACACCCAGACCGAGCCUGAGGGCAGCCAGCCCAGCACCAUGGAUGCCACCACCAUAGCAGGCAUCGAGACCAAGAAAGAGAAGGAGGACCCAUAUGUGCUCAAGAAAGAGAAGAAGGAGGAGCCGGUGGCCCCCGAGCUUACAGAAAUGGCAGCAACAGUGCCUGAAAGUGCAGAGCCUGAGGCAGAGGCCGAUGGAGAGGAGCUGGACAGCAGCGACAUGUCAGCUAUCAUCUAUGAGAUCCCCAAGGAGCCCGAGAAGAGGCGGCGAAGCAAGCGGUCACGGGUGAUGGAUGCUGAUGGUCUGCUCGAGAUGUUCCACUGCCCAUACGAGGGCUGCAGCCAGGUGUACGUAGCCCUCAGCAGCUUCCAGAACCACGUCAACCUUGUGCAUCGCAAAGGGAAGACCAAAGUGUGCCCUCACCCUGGCUGUGGCAAGAAGUUCUACUUAUCCAACCACCUGCGGCGGCACAUGAUCAUCCAUUCAGGUAUCCGUGAAUUUACCUGCGAGACUUGUGGCAAGUCCUUCAAGAGGAAGAACCACCUGGAGGUACACCGGCGCACGCACACUGGCGAGACACCCCUACAGUGUGAGAUCUGUGGCUACCAGUGCCGGCAGCGCGCGUCCCUCAAUUGGCACAUGAAGAAGCACACUGCUGAGGUGCAGUACAAUUUCACGUGCGAGCGCUGCGGAAAGCGCUUUGAGAAGCUGGACAGCGUCAAGUUCCACACGCUCAAAAGCCACCCAGACCAUAAGGCCACCUGACCCACUUGAUUACUGCCUGUAUUUAUUCGUCUGCUGGGACACCAUGCCCAGGCCAGGGCAGCCGCGGGGCCGCCUGGACCGCAGGCCGGAAGAAGGCACCCCUUCCAUACCCGCCGCCACAGGGCUGGGCUCCCUGGGCAGGUCCCCCAUCGGGCCCUGUCCAGGAGCUGGUGCCUGGGGCUGCAUUGCUGGAACUGUUUCUAGAGAGCAGACUGAGAUUAAAGAGCGAGAAAGGAGA
Nycticebus coucang (slow loris) is the source of this 2228-nucleotide messenger RNA. RefSeq names its product zinc finger protein 653 (gene ZNF653). The record is from RefSeq and is a predicted model, not a curated record. The coding region runs from base 143 to 1990 and encodes 615 amino acids. NCBI's taxonomy places the organism in Eukaryota, Metazoa, Chordata, Mammalia, Primates, Lorisidae. Gene Ontology annotation, molecular function: transcription coregulator activity. The transcript is spliced from 9 exons. Gene Ontology annotation, cellular component: nucleus. Gene Ontology annotation, biological process: regulation of transcription by RNA polymerase II.